Messenger RNA from Dipodomys ordii (Ord's kangaroo rat), 639 nucleotides. RefSeq names its product ubiquitin-like 4A (gene Ubl4a). The record is from RefSeq and is a predicted model, not a curated record. Gene Ontology annotation, molecular function: protein binding. Gene Ontology annotation, biological process: post-translational protein targeting to endoplasmic reticulum membrane. Lineage: Eukaryota; Metazoa; Chordata; Mammalia; Rodentia; Heteromyidae. The transcript is spliced from 4 exons. Bases 91 to 564 code for a protein of 157 amino acids.
ACGGUUCCGGCGCGCGCCUGGGGCGGCAGCGCGAGGCCGGGGAACAGUUGGGGCCGGGUAGGAAACGUAGUCAACGCCGCCGCAGCCGCCAUGCAGCUGACGGUGAAGGCCCUUCAGGGCCGCGAGUGCAGCCUGCAGGUGGCAGAGGACGAGCUGGUGUCCACGCUGAAGCAGCUGGUCUCCGAGAAGCUGAAUGUGCCGGUGCGCCAGCAGCGUCUACUUUUCAAGGGCAAGGCCCUAGCAGAUGACAAACGACUGUCAGAUUACAGCAUUGGACCCAAUUCCAAGCUCAACCUAGUGGUUAAACCUCUGGACAAGGUGUUACUGGAAGCAGGCACUGCCCGCAGACUGGCUGACUCUGCACCGACGCCUGUCUGGCAGCUGAUCUCUAAAGUCCUUGCCCGCCACUUCACUGUGGCAGAUGCCAGCAGGGUCCUGGAACAGCUACAGAGGGAUUAUGAGAGAUCUCUAAGCCGCCUGACAUUGGAUGACAUCGAACGCUUAGCCGGUCGCUUCCUGCACCCUGAGCUCUCUGAAGCUAUGGAGAAGGGUUUCCCCAAAUAGCGUCCUCUGAAUAAGGGGAGGAGCCCAAGCCCAGGCCACAGCUGCAUGUUGCAUUAAAUGUGUUCUCAUGUUGCA